This is a messenger RNA of Brassicogethes aeneus, 933 nucleotides long. The record is from the annotation of a GenBank genome assembly. NCBI's taxonomy places the organism in Eukaryota, Metazoa, Arthropoda, Insecta, Coleoptera, Nitidulidae.
AUGGCGGGUAACUAUUCGCCGGACCAAUUGGCAGGCAAUCUACAACAGGGUAUGAAACUGGAACCUGAUUCCUAUUUAGGCUAUAUGAACGGACAAACGACAACGCAGCCACCACCACCGCCGUAUUCAAAUCCGUACGAAUUUGGAGACUUAAACACACCCUUUGAUGUCUGUUCGGCUCAUGGUAUAAGAUCCUGUACAUGUAUUCAAGACAUUAAAGUUGAAAAUUGUCUUCCUAACAUUAAGACAGAAAGGAUGUCUCCAUCGGGCAUGUCGCCGUCCUACACAAAUUCAGAACCGUCUCCGGACACGUUAAAUGGCCAAUACAUGCAUAGCAAAAACGUACUCACAAGGCGAUCGUCGAACAGUCCACCCAUGAACCAGCAGCACAAUCAGGGCACGCCAUCUACAAUGAUGGGUCAGUUAAUGGGAGCCUUAAAUAGCAGCACAAUUUUGGACGAUUUGAACAUCAACGUCGAGUCUUUCCAAGGCGGCUUCGAUUGCAACGUCGAGGAACUUAUUAAGCACGAAUUGAACAUGGAAGGAAAUUUGGACUUUAAUUUUUCCAAUCAGCAACAGAACAUUACUCAGCAAACUGAGAAUGCUGCCGCUCCGCAGAACGCUCCUCCACCAUAUUCGGCUGCUGUGACAAGCCCAUCAUGGUUGCGGUGCAGCGUGCGUUCCGUUUACGGUACAAUAUUCCCCCUCGAGGAGCUGUUCCUGCCCGGGGAUCCAUCUUAUCCUGGGUGGAGGCUUUUAGAACAGUUGGAAAUGUGGGCCGCAGGAGACCAGGAGCAACACGGUCCGUUAGAACACCCGCAAACAUCGAGACAGUCCAAGAGUUGGUUUUGCGAUCUCCUAGGCGCUCUGCUUCAAAACAUGCCGCUGCCCUUCUUCAUGAAGACCUUCACUUUCACCCCUACAAAAUGGUAG